AUGUCACCUCCACAACCGCCUACUCUGUAUUGCCGCCGUUCUUCCCCUCCUCAUUGCGCCAUCUACGUACUCUGGCCCUCCGACCCUGACCUCUCUAUCGUCGACCCCCGCAUUGACGAUGAAGAUGUUGAUAUUGUCUCGCCAAUUGUCUUGCCUAAAAAUAAUAUCCUUGCACUCCCAGUAAGCGUUUUGAUUUUCUGGAGUCAAAUGGAGACUGAUGGAGCUGGUGGUAGUGGAAGUGGUGCCGACGGUUGUGUUGGAGUAGAAAGUGCUGGAAGUCUAGAGCAGGAGAAGAAGACUACACCAGAGGGAGAACAAAGGGUUAAGCGUAAAAUGAAGACUCCUUAUCAGUUGGAACUUCUUGAGAAAACCUAUGCUAGUUAG
Molecule: messenger RNA, 384 nt
Organism: Fraxinus pennsylvanica
Lineage: Eukaryota; Viridiplantae; Streptophyta; Magnoliopsida; Lamiales; Oleaceae
Source: the annotation of a GenBank genome assembly